UGACUGCUGAGGAAAAACGCGUUGAGCUCCACUUUGAGACUCGCGGGCACCCGUAGCAUCACUUCCGGAAGACGGUGGGAAAGAUGGCGGCUGAGUCAAACGAGUCCGAAACGGCAGUGAAUAUGAGUCCUACAUCCAGAGAUGAGCCUCCUAGCCCAGGAGAAAUGGAGCAGCGUGAAAGAAAAGCCAGCACUAGUUCAUCUGAGGAUGGAGACAGUGACGGUGAUGACCGCAGGAGGGUUGUUGAUGGCCAGCAUAACCCUGAAGCAGGUAGACCCAAGGGUCGCUCUGGUUCAGCUCAACCGGAGGAUUCUGGCUCCAGAGAUGGGAGUCCACGAGCGGGCAGCCCUGUGGCGAGAGCAUUGUCCAGGGCCAGCCACAAUCAGGGGUCCAGCAGCUCAGACAGUGACAGCAGUGAAGACGGCAGUGAUGACGGUUUAGUGCACAGGAUGAAGAGCAGUGUCACGCAUAUCAAGCGUGCCUCUGAGUCUGACGAUGAGAGUAAAAACAGACGAAGGAGCUCCUCACUUGACAGGGACGAAAAGAGGUCACAGUCUAGAUCCCGAUCUAGAUCUCGUUCACCUCAAGAACGUUACGGAAGGGGUCGUAGGUCCAGGGAGCGUGAGCGAGGUCGAGACCGCUACGGCGACUGGGAUCGUUAUGAGCGGCGCUCCAGUAGAGAGAGGGAUUGGGAGCACAGGAGGAGGGGAAGGUCAGCCUCCCCAGCCAAAAGUGAUAAACCUCCCACUGAGGAGCCUCCAGUGAAGAAGAGGAAGGAAGCGCUGGACCCCAUCCUGACCCGCACCGGUGGGGCCUACAUCCCACCGGCCAAAUUGCGUAUGAUGCAGGCUCAGAUCACUGACAAGAGCAGUUUGGAGUAUCAGAGGAUGAGCUGGGAAGCCCUGAAGAAGUCCAUCAAUGGUCUGAUCAACAAAGUGAACGUUUCCAACAUUGGCAACAUUAUUCAAGAACUCCUGCAGGAGAAUAUUGUGAGGGGCAGAGGUCUUCUGGCCAGAUCUACACUUCAGGCCCAGGCUGCCUCUCCCAUCUUCACCCAUGUGUACUCUUCUGUAGUGGCCAUCAUCAACUCCAAGUUUCCUCAGAUCGGAGAACUUAUCCUCAAGAGACUUAUCCUCAAUUUCCGUAAAGGUUACAGGAGGAAUGAUAAACAACAAUGUCUCACAGCAUCCAAAUUCGUGGCUCAUCUCAUCAACCAGAAUGUGGCUCAUGAAGUCCUGUGUCUAGAGAUGUUAACCCUGCUGUUGGAAAGACCCACUGAUGAUAGUGUGGAAGUGGCCAUCAGCUUUCUAAAAGAGUGUGGUCUCAAACUGACAGAGGUCUCACCCCGAGGCAUCAAUGCUAUCUUUGAACGUCUGAGGAACAUCUUGCAUGAAUCAGAGAUAGAUAAGCGUGUACAGUACAUGAUUGAGGUGAUGUUUGCCAUCAGGAAGGAUGGGUUUAAGGACCACCCCAUCAUCCCAGAAGGGCUUGACCUAGUAGAGGAAGAGGACCAGUUCACACACAUGCUUCCUCUGGAGGAUGAAUACAACACAGAGGACAUCAUAAGUGAGAUCAGCUGUGCUUAUGCAUGCCAUUUCAGAGUAUUUAAACCUUUUUCAUUUCUCCAAAUAAGGAAUUGGCAUGGGUGGAUGAAUGUUUUUAGAUUAAAAAAAUAAAAAAUUGAA
Messenger RNA from Sinocyclocheilus rhinocerous, 1685 nucleotides. RefSeq names its product pre-mRNA-splicing factor CWC22 homolog. The record is from RefSeq and is a predicted model, not a curated record. The transcript has 11 exons. Bases 84 to 1676 code for a protein of 530 amino acids. Gene Ontology annotation, cellular component: catalytic step 2 spliceosome. Gene Ontology annotation, biological process: mRNA splicing, via spliceosome. Gene Ontology annotation, molecular function: protein binding; RNA binding. NCBI's taxonomy places the organism in Eukaryota, Metazoa, Chordata, Actinopteri, Cypriniformes, Cyprinidae.